Messenger RNA from Dioszegia hungarica, 1602 nucleotides. RefSeq names its product major facilitator superfamily domain-containing protein. Gene Ontology annotation, biological process: transmembrane transport. Lineage: Eukaryota; Fungi; Basidiomycota; Tremellomycetes; Tremellales; Bulleribasidiaceae. The transcript has 3 exons. Gene Ontology annotation, molecular function: transmembrane transporter activity. The record is from RefSeq and is a predicted model, not a curated record. Bases 1 to 1602 code for a protein of 533 amino acids. Gene Ontology annotation, cellular component: membrane.
AUGUCCAGCCUCACCCUUGCUCAGAGCGACACCAUGUCCGCUCCCCUCACAUCCGAAUCUUUCACCAGCUCACUCUGCUCGACAACUACCGUUAACGGCGACACUGAGCAUAACAAAUCUGUCCCUCCCCUUCCUGAGCUGAGCCAGCCUAAGAAGUGGUCGCUUCUCGCCCUCCUCUCACUGGGUCUCUUCGUCGACAUCUGGUCUUAUUCAGCCUUCUAUGUGCUGACAGGGCCCAUCUCGUCUGAUCUAUCCGUCGCCAUUGAACAACAGUCAUGGGUGAUCACCUCGUACGCCGCCACAUUCUGCGCUUUCCUCCUCUUCUGGGGACGCGUCUCCGACCUGGUCUCGGCCAAGUCCGUCUUCUCCUUCAACUUUAUGGCCCUCGGUAUCCUCAAUCUCGUCAUCUCCUUCCUACCCGACAAGUACUCAUUCUUCGUCGUACGGGUCAUCAGCGGGAUCGCCGGGGCAGCACUCAUCCCGGCGUCCUAUAGACUGAUCGUGGCGAUCUUUGAACCCCAGGAGCUUUGCAAGGCGUUCAUCGUCUACGGGAUCUCGAGUGUGCUGGCGAAUACCUCGGGUAUCGUCGUGGCUGCUCUCCUGGAGUUCAUCGCGAACGAGGGGCAGAUGGUGGCGUGGCGGUGGUUCUUCCGGAUCUUGGCGGCAGUCAUUCUUCCUUUCGCCUUUGGAUCAUUAUACUGGAUCCCAGCCCCCAGGCCCCGCGCCACGCCACUAGACAACAUCUGGAAGCGUCUCGACCUCGUCGGCUCACUCUCCAUGCUAUCGGGCAUCUUACUCCUGAUCCUCAGCCUCACGCUCGGCGCGUCAGAUGGCUGGCGCACCCCCGGCGUCCUCGUCCCCUUCCUCCUCGCCUUCCUCCUCUUUCCCUUCUUCUUCAUCUGGGAGAGUCGCAUCCCCGCCGAACACGCCCUCCUACCACCGGCCACAUGGCAUAUCCCCAACUUUGGCAUCUUCAUCGCUUUCGCCCUCUACAUCUAUGCGUGGUGGUCCCUCACCUAUCUCCCCUUCAUCGAGACGUUUAUCCAUACCCAUGGCGACGACACCAUCGUAGCCGCAGCUCGUAUGCUGCCCCAGGGAUUCGCAGCCGGAGCGAUGACUAUCUUCCUCACCGUCUACCCGCAAUUUGUCGCUCAUCCCCGCUGGCCCAUAACGCUCGGUAUGAUAGCCGGCUUCGCCGGCUACAUCCUCUUUAUCUUCAGCGAGGGCAUGAUCGGCGAUCGCUACUGGAUCUUCACCUUCACCGGCUCCAUCAUCGGCUCAGCCGGCACAUCGCUCGUCUUUACAGCUACCAACGCAGGCAUCAUGACCGCGGUCCCGCCCGAGAUGGCUGGUGUGGCGGGAGCGGUGUUACAGGUGGCGCUGCAGGUGGGCUCGGCGGUGGCGCUCAGUAUUCAGGCGGGACUGCUCACUGUCGAGCCGGGAAACAACACGAACUGGGUGAACGUCAGGGCGUCGUUUAUCUUUGUUCUGGGAUGGGGGAUGGUCUGGCUUGUCGGCUUUUUGGUAUUCUAUCGGCCGGUCAGGAAGUUUGGUCGGGAGGAAGAGGCGCAGAGGGAGAACAAGGUGGUGCCGCACAUGUAG